Messenger RNA from Parnassius mnemosyne (clouded apollo), 3842 nucleotides. Lineage: Eukaryota; Metazoa; Arthropoda; Insecta; Lepidoptera; Papilionidae. The record is from the annotation of a GenBank genome assembly.
AGUUGACUGGAGUCCGCCAUUGAGCUUUGAGCUUUGACAACUUAUAUUUCGUGCCAUUUAUUGACAUUUAAUUUUUUAAUCCUUCGCGCAUAAUUUACGCCAAUCUUACUGAUAAAAUACAAAAAUAAAAUUCAUUACACGUUUUUAAAUAUAUAUUUAUUACAAAGUUUUGUCAUUUUUAAUCUUAUUUAAACAUGGGUCAUUUAAAAUCCAAGGGAAUUAAGUUUUAUGUGUUGACAUUGAUAGUUUUUUUGUGCUUAAGCGAAGCAAAGACAUCGGAGAACAAGACGCACACGACAGAGAUAAAAAGUUCACCAAAGAUGAGCGACGGCGCGGCGUUGAUGUUUGCCGAUGAAUUAAAACUCACGUUCGAGCGGUACUUGUUCGGGAUCUGCCCGCAGAGUUACAAGAUGCCCAUCAGCGGUAAGGGGAAGAACACUACAACCCUCACAUGCGACCUGGAUGCUGAUCAGGAGGACUUAGCUGGCAGACUGGCUACACUAGCGCUCCGUGUGCACUCUGCCUCUCGCUCAGAUUGCUCGCGACUCGGUGUGGCGCUCACGAACUCGCUCGGCGAACUUGCGCGCACGGCUGCUAACAGGCAGGCUUUCACAGCCGCUGCAGCGAAUGAAGCGAUAAAGAAACGAAAGCUUUCAAAGAGCCAAAAGGCCAAGAUCCAAGCAAAGCAACGGACAGCGCUGGCCGUAAAGAAGAAGGCAGCGGCCGCUGCAGCUGCAGCCGCCGCCAAGAUGGUGUCUUGAACUAAAAUGUAACGAUAUUAUGUGAAAAUUACUUUUUAUUUUUUAUUCUUAAUUGUUGUUUGUACCUAAUACUGAGUAUUAAAAUUAUUAAUUUUGCAUAACAUGUAUAAUUAUGGUAGAAAUAUAUUUUAUUUAAGUUCACAAAAAUUGACAUGAGGCGGUAAUUUGAUAGCCUUGAAAGGUGAACUAUGGAGGGUAGAAGUAAGCAAGACUAUCUCUGUGUAUGAAAAAGUGUCCGUCGAAAUGCGUUAAAUUAGGGUGGCUCAACAAUAGCACCUGGAUAAAUUUUAGUCCAAAACCAAAGUCAUAUAAGGUUAUAUUUAAAGAAAUAUUUUUAGACUACGUGAAUAGUUGAAGUUUUGUAUACUGUACUGUACCAAAUAUAUGAUGUCACCAAAUAUAUUAAAUUUUUUAACUCGGCAUACUUCAAUCCAUCUACAACUGAUACAUUCAUACCAUACCCUGUAUCUAUCUGUGUAUCUCUAUUCCAUUCAUUAUAUCUCUGUUCCAUUCUGGAAGGUUUUUGAACUGUUAUUUACUAGACACUUUCUCACCUUGGCUCCCAUAUGAGAUGGUAUUCCUUACCUCUACCCUCCAUAAGGUGAACGCACAUUUCUUAGCACCGUAUACUCAGCACGCGCCGCAGUAGAAUUCGUUAUAUGAAAUCGUAUGAAAUCUCGCACAUUUCACCCGCACCGUACGCGCAGUUUUUCAUAAAAUGCAGUAGAUAUCCGAAUAUUGAAGCAGACAUGCUGAUGACAUCAUAUAAUGCUGCGCGCACAGCCCGUCCUGAAUUUUAGUAUAUAGUCUAAUGUUGCCAACUGGACUUCCCACUAAAACUGAAGAUUUCGACUUCCGUUCUAGUGGAUAAAUAUUGCUUUUAGUGGCUGGUGUUUUUCUUAAUGGUUCAGUAGAAUUACGUUUCAAUUAGUGACAAGAGUAUUAUUUACGUGGUAGAGUCAUGCUGGAGCUAUAUUAGUAGUUGUAGCACGUUAAUAGUUGUAGCACGAAUGGGUCGGCUCGACCGGGGGAGGACCACGCUCUCACAGAAUACCAGCGUAAAAUAGCAGCUUAACGCUGCUGUUUCGUACGGUGAGUAUAGAGAACCGGAGACCCUUUUUACUGGAAACGAAGCAAUCUAUCUUAGUACUCACGGGUGACAACGCAUCUGCAUUUUGGUUCGUAAUCGAGGAUAAAUGUAGAUGUCUACGGGCCGCAACAACCACUUACCAUCAGGUGGACUCUGUGGUCGUUUGUCGCCAUUAUCCUAUAAAAAAAGAUGAUUAAGCCAUUUACACAUUUCGAAAUAUAUUAUUCUUCGUUUCAGGAGUAUUUACUUUCACGGUGUAGGCAACAACGAUUCGUCAACGAGACAUGCCAACUGCCUUUUGAAAUGAAUAUUGUGAAUCCAAAAUUCUCUUUUUCUUCGAAUUCUAUUUUCUUUUUCCUCUGCCAAUAAGCAGGCUUUUGCAACAUUUUUUUUUCGAUAGCUUAAUCAAUGUCACUGUACUGUUUCACUUGUGCACUGUCAUCGUGUGCUGGGAAAAUGGCUGAUCACCGUUGGGACCAGCCGCUGUGAGCAAAAUUCUGUAUGGAUGAUUGUAGGGGACUGCAGUGGACUGUAUGAUUUUAAACUAACUAACUGUGUGUGACGACUGAUUCUAUGUAGGGUAAACUAUACUAGGGACGGUUGAAGAAAAGAUGGUACUGUAGACGAUUAUGUAUUGCACUAUUUACAAGCGGCAGAUAAUAUAUAUAUAUACACAGAGGGGAAUCUUCAAUGGAGUAUUAAUUUGCUCUUCUCUCUUGAUUUCUGACUUGAGGUUUUCUUUCUUCUCUCUUGCUGUUGUAUCUUCGAGUACCGCUUCCAAAAUGAACAGCUCACAGCCCAAAACGCUCUUCUUAUAUUUCCAAAAAGAGUGUCUCGGCACGUGAGUGGUAUUAUAAGAUGUGCCGCGCGCUGAUUGGUCGGCGGCAUGACGUGAUAUUCUGGCGGUGUGCGGGGUGCGCGGGGCGUAACGGGGUAUGAAGGGGCGUCGGGGCGGCGGCUCCCCUCACCGUCCGUAACAAUGAUAAUAUUACGGCUGCAACACAAAUGGAUCGGCUAAGAACUUCUUUUUAGUUUGUGAUAUCGGCUCGAUCGGGGAAUGGCCUCGCUUUCAUAGAAUACCCGUCUAAAUUAGCAACAUAUCAAUGAUGUAUAUGGCGAGGAGUGACGGAAACUAAAAUGGGAAGAAGUAAAAGGAUAACGACGCAUUUACGAGUAUAUGUGGUAGAAUUAGAACCAUACUAUAGCUAUAUUAUUUUUGUUGCUCGAGUAGAUCAGCUCGACCGGAGAAGGACCACGCUCUCACAGAAUACCAGCGUGAAACAGCAGAAUAAUGCUGCUGUAUUUCGUGUGGUGAGUGUAGAGAACCGCAGACCCUUUUUAUUGGAAACGAGGCUUUCAUCUUAGUUCUCACGGGUGACAACACAUCUGUAUUUUGAUUUUUAAUUGAGGAUGAAUGUAGACGUAUGUGGGCCACAGCAUCCACUUACCAUCGUAUGGACUUUUACUUCCUUACCAAUACUAAGGUUCUCUAUUUAUCUACACUCACCAAACGAAACAAAUCAGUGUUGCGAAAGAGCGUGGUCGCUCUCCGGUCCUUCACGGUCCACCCAUACAACUAUAAUAUACUCGUAGCUGCAGCGUAGCUCUGCCAUAUUAUACCCCUUUCAUGGUACCGCGACAUGAUUGUGUAAUUUUAAAAAUAGAUAAUUAUUAUAUAAUGUUGUAAUUAAAAAAAAAUAUUGUAAUUUAAUUAGCUAAGACCCACGUAAUAAAAUAAAAUGAUGUGUCUACCAUAGUAUAAAAAGCACCCCCACCCUUCUUACCACCUACUUAACGUACUCACGCGGUUCUUGACUAUUACGAGUAGUUUAACAUCUUUAAUAUAGAUAAUAUAAUUACGCAAAGUAAUGCCUGAUCCUAUUCAUUAUCUUUAAUUUUUUAAGUUAAUGUAUUAUAUAGAAUACAUAAAAUUUUAUAAUUACUAAUUAUUAAUAAUUUAAUGUGUAUGUUAUUAAAAUAAAUUAUUUUUA